AUGAAAAUCGACAUCCCGCCGUCUGGAGCCGACUCCCCCCCAAACGACCCGGCGUCCCUACCGAAGACCAUAUCGCAACAUCAUGAAAAGGUAUCUCUCAAUGCCACCAGGCACUCAGGUAGAGCGCAACCGUAUGGCAUCAGGAAGAAUCACCUGCUUAUUGUGAACGGUGGUUUUAGUGACCAAAGGCUCAAGUCCGUGCUUCAGGAGGCUACUGCGACAUCAAAAUGUGAAGACUUCAAGAAUCUUCGCACAACGGGUCCAUACUCUGCGCCCAUAUUCCACCUUCCGAACGAGAUUCUCACAGAGAUAUUUCGUAUCGCUACGGAAGACAGAAGAAAGCUCACGAUACUGGAUAUACACGACGAUACCGAAGAGAGGUGGGAAGCGUUCGAAUUCCUCGUCACGCUGACACACGUCUGUCGAGGAUGGCGUCAAGUCGCUCUUCAAUUCUCCGAGCUCUGGACACAUGCCAGCCUCCCAGCACAGCACGGGCGAUAUCUACAUUUCCAGGAGCUUUCACAGGACAAGCCACUCUCUCUAGUAGUCCAGUUCCCCUGGACUGGUUACGUCUCCGACUCUGAUCGUGCGAAGAACAAUUCCAGCACUUACCGCGCCAUCGCAGCUGUCAGCUCUCGCCUUCGUCGCCUUGAUAUUGAUUUACCAUCAAUGGGGCAUGCAGUCCCGUCGUGGCUGCUUGAUAUCAGGGUUCCCUGCCUAAAAUCUCUCACUAUUCUGUACGACGAACGGGAGGACGACAGCUUUAUGGGCCCCCACGUUGAGCGCAAGGUGCUUUUCGCGGACCAAGUUUCUCCUCUCGAAGGACUCGCACUCAUCAAUAUGCGCGGAUGGCUUCCUGCCAACAACUUCCCCAACCUGACUCAUCUCUUUCUGGCCCUCCCCUACAUCGACCCCGUGACGCCUUCCGUCCUCAUCUCUCUACUUCAGAAUACCCCUCGCCUUCAGCAUCUCCACCUGAACAACCUCCAAUACUAUGGGCGAGAAACAGUUGAUGAGCCUCUUCCUCUGGAGAGCCUGAAGUCGUUCGUCAUCAGCGAGUCAUAUCUCAACACCGCAGAAGUCAUCCAUUCCUUCCGACUCCCCGAGCACACUUGUCUUCGCAUGCCCAGGAGCAAACUCUGGCAUUCCCACGUGUUUCAACUCAACGGCCUCUCCGCCGUCCGCGGCGCAACCGAUCUCGACAUCCGCGUGGCUCCACCCCUAGAUUGGAUCCACCUCGCACUCCAGACAGACCGCAGCGGAUUCUGGGUGGAAGGGAUGCACACCUUCGGAAGCGACCUCGACGUCCACCCGUGGAUCCACUCCCUGUUCUCUCAGCUCCACAUCCAAAUGCCCCUCGCGGACGUCACCACGUUCACUCUCGACGUGCCCUACCUCGACCCGAAGAUGUUCGUGCCGGUCCUGAGCCAUCUUCCUCGACUAGCCACCCUCAAGCUGCGCCUCUCGGCG
Molecule: messenger RNA, 1470 nt
Organism: Epithele typhae
Lineage: Eukaryota; Fungi; Basidiomycota; Agaricomycetes; Polyporales; Epitheliaceae
Exons: 1
Molecular function (GO): protein binding
Source: RefSeq, a predicted model, not a curated record